Messenger RNA from Prorocentrum cordatum, 300 nucleotides. The record is from the annotation of a GenBank genome assembly. NCBI's taxonomy places the organism in Eukaryota, Dinophyceae, Prorocentrales, Prorocentraceae.
AUGAAGGCCGCGGCGCGGACGGGCCGAUGCCGCCGCCAAGGGAUUGCCACCGCGCCUGGCGGCCUUCCGCCAGGCGCGCCGCCGCCGCCGCGGAGAUCGAGUUCGAGGUCGAGGGGGGCCCGGAGCCCCGCGCUGCCGGAGCGCAGCAGGCCUCUGCGGACGCCGGGAUCGACCACAGCAGGUUCGCGCCGUGUCGGCCAGGCAGCGACCUCGGCUCGUGGCGGGAUCUCCGAGCUCGACCUCAAUCGCCGGGUCUGGAAGAAGAAGGACGGCAUGAGCAUCAAGAUCCCUCCGACGUGA